AUGGAGGUUGGCCGAAGUCGGGGGCGGCGGGGGGUUUGCACGGUCCUCCAAGGGGUGGAGAGCGGCAAGGCGAGCCUAAAGACCCUCACGCUGGGCAGGGCCAACAGCGUUGGGGGCGGGAAAGGAGGCGACGAAAAUGGGCCCAAGAGGAAGCUGUACGCCAUGGUGAGCGAGACACUUCGCUACAAGCCGCUACUAGAUCAGCUCGUGGUCAAGGCAGAUACUACAGGCACUCUUUUCUCGGAUGAACACAUGAGGGAAAAGGAGCAAGGGUACAUCAUGCUCUAUGAAAUGCUGCUGGGGAAGGGUUCCAUCCAGGGGGGGGGCAAGCUCAAGCGACACCUCAUGCAGUACAAGGCGCGCUUGGAGGAGUGUCUCGCAGAGGCGAAGGUUUCGGCGGGAUUGUCAAAAGACGCCUCCAACGAGUCUCUCCUCCCCAAGAGCGCCCGGAGACACAUCUUCCCGCGGUACGCUAGGGUUAACCUCGUGGCGUGUCCCGAAGGAGCUAAGGGCGUGGCGGCGGCUCUGCAGAAGGAGGGCUACGCGGCAAAAGUCGACGGCGUCGUGCCCAGCCUGCUGGUGCUGCCACCGGGAACAGACCUGCACGACCACGCCAUGGUCAAGGACGGCAGGCUAGUCCUCCAAGACAAGAGCUCCUGCUUCUCUGCCGAGGCUCUCCUAGGGCAAGAGGCGUGCGCAGCCGCCGGCGCUACCCGGGAUGCGAGGGCGGAAUGGAGAGGCGGGGACGUCAUCGACGCUUGCGCCGCCCCGGGGAACAAGACCAUGCACGCGGCGUCCCUGCUCCACGAGCGGGCGAGUGCAGCAGCAGCUGCCUCUGCUGCUUCGUCUGGGGGGGGGUCGGCGGGUGCGGGGAAAGUGGCCGACAGGUCGAACACUGGCAAGCGGGCGAAGGUCUUCGCGUUCGACAAGGACCUGCGUCGCCUGGCCCUCAUGCGGCGAAGGGUGGACGAUUCGGGCGCCUCGGCGGGAGGAGCAAUCGAGACACGCCUGCAGGACUUUCUCGAGGUUGAUCCCGCCGACAGAAGAUACUCGAAGGUCACGGCCAUCCUGCUGGAUCCGUCUUGCUCCGGUUCGGGAAUCGUUUCUGCCCCGGACCGUCUCCACGAGAACCAAGGCGACGCCGAUGAGGGCGAAGGGGCCCCGGGGGGUGACAGGGAGGAGGGAAGGUCGCGCGUGGCGAGACUGGCGGCGUUUCAGCUACAGGGGCUCCUUAAGGCCAUGUCCUUCCCGCAGGUGCAGCGCGUGUGCUACUCGACGUGCUCCGUGCACGCCGUAGAAAACGAAGAUGUCGUCGCCAAGGCCUUAGACCAGCAGCCCACACCUUCCCCCCUCACAACCGCCUCCACCGCUUCUGCCUCUGCUGCGGCUUCCUCCGAGCGAUUCGAGCUCUCUCGCUGCCUGUCGCGGUGGCCGAGAAGAGGGCUGGCGGUCUCCGGGUUGAGCAAGGCCCAGGCGGCGUGCCUUGCGAGGACAGACCCCUUCGAGGACGAGACGAACGGGUUUUUCGUGGCCGUUUUCGAGCGGGGGGUUAGCAGCAACGGCGGCGUCACUAGCAGCGGUGAAUUGGGUAGUGGUGUUUCACCUGGGAGUUGUAGUGGUAAUGGUGGCGGGGGCGGUGAUGGUGGAGCGGGGGUAGGUGGCAACUCCAACGGAGAACCAGCAUCGAAGAAAAAGCGGAACCGUCACAAAAACCGAAAGAAGAAUAAAAAGAAGCGGAAGCUAGCGGAGGCAGAAGGGAAGACACAGUCGGAGGAGGCAGAGCAAAAAGAAGGCGCAGCUGAAGGUUGCGAAGAGGGGAAUGGGGAGAUAGGGGCAGCCACCUCGAUAGGGGCGACCACGGAAUGA
Messenger RNA from Ectocarpus siliculosus, 1866 nucleotides. The record is from the annotation of a GenBank genome assembly. NCBI's taxonomy places the organism in Eukaryota, Phaeophyceae, Ectocarpales, Ectocarpaceae.